This is a messenger RNA of Closterium sp. Naga37s-1, 801 nucleotides long. NCBI's taxonomy places the organism in Eukaryota, Viridiplantae, Streptophyta, Zygnematophyceae, Desmidiales, Closteriaceae. The record is from the annotation of a GenBank genome assembly.
GCCUUCCUCCUGGUCCUCUUCUCUGAAAUCGGUGACAAGACGUUCUUCAUCGCGGCAGUGCUGGCCACAAGGCGUCCCAAUCUGGAGGUCUUCGCAGGCACCUUUGGCGCCCUCGCCGUCAUGACUGUCCUGUCGGUGGCUCUGGGUCGAAUCUUCCAUUACGCAGACGAGCUCCUUCCUGCCUUCGGCUCAUUUGACUUCCCUCUGGAUGAUGUCGCCUCUGUGGUUCUCCUGCUCUUUUUCGGCCUCUCCACUUUGAGGGACGCAGCAGGCAUGGACUCCAAGGCGGAGGAGGAGCAGCAGGAGGCGGAGAAGGCAGUAGCAGGGCUGAACGCAGCAGAGGGCACAGAGGGCGGCAUCUCCCUGGCAGUGCUGGCUUCGGUGUUUGCUCUGGUGUUCACAGCCGAGUGGGGCGACAAAUCAUUCUUCUCCACCAUCGCCCUGGCGGCAGCAUCAUCCCCAGCAGGAGUGGUCACUGGAGCCGUGGCGGCUCAUGGGGUGGCGACAGUGAUGGCAGUGCUGGGCGGGUCAUUCCUCUCUAAAUACAUCUCUGAGAAGACCGCUGCCUACGUGGGAGGCACUCUCUUCCUCGUCUUUGCAGCCAAACCAGCUGGAUUACUGUGGCCUACGUUGGAGGCACUCUCUUCCUCGUCUUUGCAGCAGCAACGCUGGCUGAAAUCGUCGCCAACAGCGCUGCUGCUUGACAGGUUCCUGCUCUCCCGAGUUGCGUGCACUGUGCAACCAGAACGGGGUUUUGCGACUGCAAUUACCCAGCAUCAUGGCACGGCGCUAGCAGAAUAG